AUGGCUAGUGUUUCGUAUCAAAUCGCUAAUCUUCUUGAGAAGAUGACAUCAAAUGACAAAGACUUCAGAUUUAUGGCGACAAAUGAUUUGAUGACUGAAUUGCAAAAAGAUAGCAUUAAGCUCGAUGAUGACUCUGAGAGGAAAGUCGUAAAAAUGCUUCUUCGCCUGUUGGAAGAUAAAAAUGGAGAAGUUCAGAAUUUAGCUGUUAAAUGUCUUGGACCUUUGGUAAACAAGGUGAAAGAAUGUCAAGUGGAGGGUAUUGUUGAUACCCUCUGUGCCAAUAUGUUGUCAGACACUGAACAGUUAAGAGAUAUUAGUAGUAUUGGACUGAAGACUGUAAUCUCUGAGCUUCCAUUGGGCUCUAAUAUUCUUGCAGCAAAUGUAUGUAAGAAAAUUACUGGGAGGUUAAGCAGUGCUAUCGAAAAGCAAGAAGAUGUAUCAGUCCAACUUGAGGCUUUAGAUAUCUUGGCUGACUUACUCAGUAGAUUUGGCGGGUUGCUAAUAACCUUUCAUCCAAUGUUAUUAGACUCUUUACUUCCUCAACUUGCAUCUCCCCGUCAGGCUGUACGUAAACGUACAAUCGUUGGUUUGUCUCAUCUUGUUAUGUCCUGUAAUACUUCUUUAUAUAACAAACUCAUUGAUCACUUAUUGGAGGGUUUGAGUACUUCAACAUCAUCAAGUGUCAGUCGUACCCAUAUUCAAUGUAUUGCUUCAGUAUGUCGUCAAGCCGGGCAUAGAUUUGGUGAGCAGUUGUGGAGAGUGGCUCCUCAGGUUUUGAAACAUUCAACAGAUCAAGAUGAGGAGUUACGUGAACAUUGCCUUCAAGCCUUGGAAGCAUUUGUUUUGAAGUGUCCUAAAGAAGUGCAGCCACAUAUUCCAACUAUCAUUGAUCUAUGUCUUAAAAUGAUAACCUAUGAUCCAAAUUACAACUAUGAAGAUGAUGAAGAAGGUGGUGGUGGUGGGGAGGACGAGGAAAUGGAGGAUGAAUCUUUUGAACUGGCUGAGCCCGAGUCAGACUCUGAGGAAUACUCUGACGAUGAUGACAUGUCCUGGAAGGUGAGGCGUGCUGCUGCUAAAUGUUUGGAAUCCGUGAUCUCAACGCGUCACGAACUUUUGGCUGAAAUGUAUGUGACUGUGUCACCUGCAUUGAUUGCAAGAUUUAAAGAGCGUGAGGAAAACGUGAAGUGCGACAUUCUAUCAGCGUAUACAGCUUUACUGCGGGCGACUCGGCCCCCGCCAGCACUACACACGCCCUUGAUACCGGCGGCCGACAGUCCGCAGGCACUACUACUACAAAGAGUGGCGGGCGUGGUGCGCGGAGCCCUGCGUGUGAUCCGCGGACGGAGCGUGCGGGCCCGAGCGUGCGCGCUCGCUCUGUUGAGGGAGCUGCUGGCGGCCGCGCCCGGCUGUCUGGCCGACCACGCCGCGAGGGUCAUCAGGGCACUCACUCCACCACUCACCGACAAAGGCACCGCGUCGUCUAUGAAGAUCGAGACGCUGGUGUUCGUGGUGUGGCUGGUCCGCGGUCACGCCGCUGACUGUAUGCGGCCGCACGUGUCGGCGCUGCUGCCGGCCGUGCUGGCCUGUGUUCAUGACCCCUUCUACAAGGUGACAGCGGAGGCGCUACACGUCCUGCAGACGCUCGUCAAGGUCAUGCGCCCACUCGAGGACAUCUCGCGGGGCGUGUCCGGCGUGUCGGGAGUGGGGGAGCGCGAGGUGGCUGACUGGGUCCGCGGUAUGUACGACUGUACGCUGGUGAGGCUGCGGGCUACUGACAUGGACCAAGAGGUCAAGGAGCGGGCCAUCGCCACCGCCGGGCAACUCAUAUGUCACUUUGGAGAUUACUUGGAGAAUGAGCUGCCGGUGUGUCUCCCAAUAUUUUUGGAGCGAUUGAGAAACGAAAUUACGCGGUUGACGACUGUGAAGGCUCUCACUAAAAUCGCUUCUUCACCUCUACGUAUUGACUUGCGGCCGAUAUUGAGCGACGCAGUUCCGAUUCUCGGCUCUUUCUUGAGGAAAAAUCAGAGGGCCUUAAAACUGUCAACGCUGGUUUUAUUGGAUACACUCGUACAAAACUACAGUAACGCUAUCAGUAUAGAGCUACUAAGUAAGGUGCUCAUGGAGGUGCCAGCCCUAGUCUGUGAGGCGGACCUUCAUUGUGCUCAGACAGCGCUGACUCUGGUCCGCGGCGCCUGUGAGAGAUGUCCGGCCGCACUCACACCGGACGCACGGCACGCACUCACACCGAACAUACUGGCGUUGGCACGAUCCCCGCUGUUGCAAGGAGGGGCGUUAAAGGCGAUGGUGGGGGUUUUAUCGGCGCUGGUGGCAGCUGAUGUUGCGGGCUGUGGUCGCCGCGAGCUCUUGGCGCUAUUGGUGGCUCCCGUACAUGACAACCCCGACCAUGCUGCCACGCCGCAUCAUAUCAAACAAGCUUAUCACUCGCUUGCUAAGUGUGUGGCGGCUGUCGUUGUGUCCGGUGGGUCAGACGCUCUGGAUAUAACGCGAGGCUUCCUGAAGGACGCGGCGCAACCUCGCUCUGAUACACAUCACAUGUUCGCACUACUAGCACUGGCGGAGAUAGGGCGACAUCUUGAUCUAAGUUCUAUUCCGAAUCUGAAAGAGGUGCUACUGAGUUCUUUCACUCCGUCCUCUGAAGAGGUCAAGUCUGCUGCGAGCUACGCGCUAGGAUCAGUGGCCGUGGGAAACUUACCUGAGUUCUUACCGUUCAUACUCAACGAGAUCGAAGCACAGCCCAAAAGACAGUAUCUGCUUCUGCAUUCACUCAAAGAGAUUAUAGCUUGCGAAUCCUGCACACCAGAAAGCGUGGAGGCGUUGAGGCCUUUUAUACCAGAGAUUUGGGUACAGUUGUCUAAGCACUGUCAAUGCGCCGAGGAGGGAUCACGCAAUGUUGUUGCCGAAUGUUUGGGAAAACUAUGUUUAUUAGAACCUCAGCAGCUUCUGCCGCAUUUGAAAGAGUUUUUGAAGUCUUCUGAACCUCUCACAAGAACUACCGCCGUUACCGCAGUCAAGUUCACUAUUUCCGAUCAGCCUCAAGCCAUCGAUAGUAUGCUUCGCUCGUGUAUGUCUGAGUUGCUGGUGCCUCUCCGCGACUGUGAGCUAGGCGUGCGGCGAGUGGCGCUGGUCGCCUUUAACUCGGCAGCUCAUAAUAAACCCUCGCUGGUACGAGACCUGCUGCCACAAGUCCUGCCUACUAUAUACGCUGAGACUAAAGUCAAGAAAGAACUGAUAAGAGAAGUAGAGAUGGGUCCAUUCAAGCACUCGGUGGACGACGGUCUGGACCUGCGCAAGGCGGCCUUCGAGUGUAUGUACACGCUGCUGGGCACGUGCCUGGACCGUAUCGACGUGUUCGAGUUCCUGAGACACGUGGAGGACGGUCUGAGAGACCAUUACGACAUCAAGAUGUUGACGUACCUCAUGUGCGCCAGGCUCGCUCACCUGUGUCCGGCUGUGGUUCUUCAGAGACUGGAGAGUUUGGUGGAGCCUCUUCGUGCUACAUGUACUAUGAAGGUGAAGGCUAACUCUGUGAAGCAAGAGUAUGAGAAGCAGGACGAGCUCAAGAGAUCAGCUCUCAGAGCAGCCGCCGCCUUACUACAGAUACCUGACGCGGACAAAAACCCUCACUUAAUGGACUUCGUAACUCAGAUCAAGUCAUUCCCAGACUUACAGCCCAUAUUCGAGUCGAUCCUGAAAGAUUCUUCAGGCGGCGUGGACUCCAAUCUCAUGGAUCAGAGCUAG
Danaus chrysippus (African queen) is the source of this 3759-nucleotide messenger RNA. Lineage: Eukaryota; Metazoa; Arthropoda; Insecta; Lepidoptera; Nymphalidae. The record is from the annotation of a GenBank genome assembly.